Cheilinus undulatus (humphead wrasse) is the source of this 1943-nucleotide messenger RNA. It is a transcript of the gene lrrc47, whose product is annotated as leucine rich repeat containing 47. The record is from RefSeq and is a predicted model, not a curated record. Bases 9 to 1691 code for a protein of 560 amino acids. Lineage: Eukaryota; Metazoa; Chordata; Actinopteri; Labriformes; Labridae. The transcript is spliced from 7 exons. Gene Ontology annotation, biological process: phenylalanyl-tRNA aminoacylation. Gene Ontology annotation, molecular function: protein binding; RNA binding; phenylalanine-tRNA ligase activity.
UUCAAUUGAUGUCUAGCAGCAUGGAUGACUUGGAGAAGUGGCCAGAAAUAGAAAAAGCAGCGACAGGAAAAAGACGUGAAUUAGUUUUGCAAGGUUCAGCCGUCGACAAACGAAUUUCCUCAAGCGGAGGACUCAGUCCUGCUAUCUUUAGUCUCUCUCUGCUGAAUUAUCUGGAGGUUAGCCAGUGUCCAAGUUUGACUGAGAUCCAUGAGGACAUCCAGCAUCUGACAAACCUUCAAAGUCUCAUCCUUUGCAGGAACAAGCUCGCCUCCGUCCCGAAUGUCGUAGGAAGCCUUAAGUCCCUGAAGGUCCUGGACCUUUCAGUCAACAGUCUCAGGGUUUUACCCGAGGGAAUCACUGAGCUAAAGGAGCUAACCACUCUCAAUGUGAGCUGUAACAGCUUGGAGUUCCUACCAGAGGGACUUAGCCAGUGCACCAAGCUCUCCAACAUCAACAUCUCCAAGAAUAACAUCACGGGAUUCCCUUCUGAUUUCUACUCCGAACGACUGGAUCUCCUCAGCACUCUGGUUGCCUCUGAUAACUCCAUUAAACAACUGAGUGGAGACAUUCAAAAGCUUGCUGCCCUUAAGGUGCUAGAUCUCUCAAACAACAAGCUGAGUGAUAUCCCCUUUGAUCUGAGCGACUGUCCAAAGCUGAAGGAGGUCAAUUUCAAGGGCAACAAAUUAAAUGACAAACGCCUGGAGAAGAUGGUCAACGGCUGUCAGACCAAGUCCAUCCUUGACUACCUGAGGGUAAAAGGAAGACAGGGAGAGGAUGGAGGAGACAGAGACAAGGGACGCAGCUCAGACAAAGGGAAAAGGCAGCAGAAGAAGAAGAAGGAAAAAGCGACAGACGAACAAGAUGAGGUGGAGGAAUUGAACAAGAUGGUGGUAAGGGUUCUCCAUUUUUCAGAUACCCCUGCAGCGCUCACAGUCAAAGUGAGUGCAGAGGUGAAAGAUGUCCGACCAUACUUGGUGUGCUGCGUGGUCAGAGGCAUGAACCUGAAGCCUGGGAAUGCUCUCAAACGAUUCUUGGUGGCUCAGACCAAGCUUCAUGAUGACUUGUGUGGUAGAAGGACUAUUGCAACCAUUGCAACUCAUGACAUGCAGCUUCUCAAAGCUCCACUGAUUUAUGAUGUCAAACCACCUACCCAGCUAAAGGUUACACCUCUAGGCCGGAGGGAGAUGACUGCUGUUGAGCUGAUUAGACAUCUUCAGCUGGAGGCUGAUGAGUUAAGAAAGCAGAAGAAGAGGCAGAAUGUCACCGGACUGCAUAAAUACCUGCAGAUUCUGCAAGGAAAGUCUCUCUAUCCCUGCCUAGUGGAUGCAGAGGGACAUGUAAUCUCAUUCCCCCCCAUUACCAACAGUGAGAAAACCAAGAUCAAGAAAACAACUAAAGAGUUGUUCUUAGAGGUGACAAGUGAGACCAGUCUGCAGACCUGCAAAGAUGUUAUGGACGCCCUGAUUGUGAAAAUGGCAGAGUUGAACAAGUUUACGGCAGAACAUAAGGAGGAGGCGGGGUCAGAUGGGGAAGAAGAUGGUCCAAAAGAAGCUGCGGCUGGCUGUGAGACCUCCAGCGAACUCAUAGUCCAGCAGGUUCGAACGGUGGACCGGGAUGGGAACCUGAAGGUUGUCUACCCAUCAAAGACUGACCUCUCCAAAGAACUCAGCAACUUGACUGUAAUUUGGUAGUCACUCAGCAGGAAAGCAAUUUUUUUUUACAUUUACCCACACGCUACAUGAAGUAAAACAUCAUUAAGACCAAGGUCUAAUAACAUGCAAUAAAUAUGGCAUCUCUUUACUUCAGGGAGAGAACAUCUGAUUUUUUGUGAUUGAAAAAAACAUCCGCUUUUUGUUUUUGUAUUGACAUAAAGUGUCAUUUGAAUGUUAACAUUUAUUACCAAUGUUGUAAUACUUUUAAUAAAUCUUUGCUGCUACCUGCAA